UCGACCAUGAUUGUCCCCAUCUCCUUCAACUCUCCUUCAACAUCCGCCGCUGCCACAAGCUAUCCUCUGCCACCGACCCUAGCGCGCAUCUCCCACGCCGAAGUUGUGCUGGUCGAACUGCAAGGCGCGCUCGAAAUCCAUUCCGCCAAACCGUCUGAGCGCGACGGGAAGCUUGUCGGUCGUCUUGGCAUCGACGAUGCGGGGAAAACGGCAACUCUGCGGAUUGGCCACCACCUUCUGGAGGGCAAGGUCGUGCAGCUCGCGAAGCCGCUCGCUGUUCUGCAGCGCGUUUUAGACGGCCAUAAAGAGGACAAUAUGGACGUGGACGGCGGUGAAGAGCAGCCUGCGCCGUCCGAAACACAGACGACAACCGGCUGGGAUGCGAUUGCACUGAUCAAGCGCAAAAUCGUGUUUUCAAAACGGCCCACGCCGAUAGUCGGGAGGCCAGCGUAG
Messenger RNA from Mycena indigotica, 453 nucleotides. RefSeq lists its product as uncharacterized. Gene Ontology annotation, biological process: mitotic sister chromatid cohesion. Lineage: Eukaryota; Fungi; Basidiomycota; Agaricomycetes; Agaricales; Mycenaceae. The transcript has 2 exons. The record is from RefSeq and is a predicted model, not a curated record. Bases 7 to 453 code for a protein of 148 amino acids. Gene Ontology annotation, cellular component: Ctf18 RFC-like complex.